CCUUGUCGCAUUCUCAAUUUCCCAAUUGCCAAAACAAAGAGGCAGAACAGAAGCUACUCUGCUAUGGGUUCCUCAAGAUUAAGAUGGUAGCUUUGCAACAAACAAUGUUCCAUAGAAAAAUAUAAAAAGGAUUUGUACCAUUUUAGAGGGUUUUCGAUUUUGGAAUCCAUGGGACGAGGACGCAAUUUAGCGGUUGCGGCUGGUUUAGUUGUUUUUGCUUCAGCAGGCAUGGCGUUUCCAUUCUACAUGGCUUCUUCAAAGAAACCGGUUAUUGAUCCAACAAAGCCACUUCCACCACAAGCUACUUUUCGAGGUCCUUACAUUAACACUGGUUCACGUGAUAUUGGUCCUGAUCAUGAGACUUACCAGAAGAAAUGAAGAAGAAGAAACUUGAGAAUCUAUUUCAGACCAAGUUUAUUUAACUUGAUUGAAUUUGAAUUUCAAGUCUUGCAAUGCAACUAACUCAGGGUAUGGAAGUUCUUUUCUGUUGUAAUACAAUAAUAAUAAAUUCUAGUUCAUCAAUCUGUAUCAUGGUUUAUUUAUGUCACUCGGUAAUUUUGAAUCUUUUUAAUAAGAAAAUUAGUAGUAAUAAUAAUUACUAUAAUAAGUUUCGUUUUGCAAUGAAUAUUGUAUUGCUCGUUCAAAGAGUAGUUUUAAGCUCUUUGGCAACAUGAGCAUUUGGCAAUGUGUAGUUUGGUUUCAGGUUUGUAAAUUUGAUUCUAUACAUUCAUUGUAUGAUAAGACGAUAAUUCUAGCUUACUCCCACGCC
Molecule: messenger RNA, 769 nt
Organism: Cicer arietinum (chickpea)
Lineage: Eukaryota; Viridiplantae; Streptophyta; Magnoliopsida; Fabales; Fabaceae
Source: RefSeq, a predicted model, not a curated record